GUAAGCAAUUCAAGAUGGCCGACUUUGUCAGCAAUGUCGCGGCUGUAUCAGCACUGAAGGAAAUGGAUGAUGAUAUGGAGAAGCAAAGAAAUAAUACGUGUCAUAUAGCGUUUCUGGCAGCUUCUAUUAUUCAAAUUAUAGAGAGGGAAGAAAAAUCUCGAAUCAGAGGUUAUGUAGAAGAGGUGGUGCCUAACUACGCCGAGGACGACUUCGGAGCUAUGUUCCAUAUGAAACCAUCCACAUUUCAGUCACUAUUGGAUUGUAUCAAAGAUGUUCCUAAACUACAACCUGCAGGAGCCGGCAGACGAGAUCCUAUAUGCAUAGAAAAGCAACUUCUCAUUACCCUAUGGUACGUUGGUGGAAAUGACUCUAUCAGACGCAUUGCAGAUAGAUUUGGAGUUUCGCAGUCAACCGUAAUAGCAUGUAGAGACAAAAUCAUGUCCGUGUUACUGACAUUAAAGAACAGACUUAUCACUUGGCCAAAUCAGCAAGAAAUUCCGCCUGUGCAGCAGAAAUUUGAACGGAGAAAUGGAUUUCCUGGCAUUCUUGGGGCUAUAGAUGGAACACAUAUAGCUAUAAGGGCACCAAAAGAGAACCCACAGCGAUAUGUUAAUAGAAAACAGUUUCAUUCAAUACAGCUCCAGUGUGUAUGUUUGCACAAUAUGCAGUUUAGUCAUGUGAGUGUUGGCUAACCGGGCAGUGUACAUGAUGCUCGUGUGUUACUUAACUCUGACCUCAAUGAAACAGUACUCAGAAAAUGCAAGUAUGAAUAUCACAUUUUGGGCGAUGGGGCAUAUCCAUUAAGAAAAUGGCUAUUGACGCCAUACAGGGACAAUGGUCAUUUGACUCCUCAGCAAAAGAGGUAUAAUUACUACCAUUCUUCCAACAGAGUGGUCAUUGAGAGAUCAUUUGCUCUUCUGAAGUCUAGGUUUAGGCGACUUCAUAAGAUUGAUACUGCAUCUGUUUCAACUGCGGUAGACAUUAUUAUGUCAUGUUGCAUGCUUCACGUUUUAUGCCUGCUAGAAAACGAUGUGAUAGAUGAUGAUAUUGGAGAAGCUGAUGAGGAUGUUGGCAUUCCAUGCAAUGUUGUGUUCCAAGAGCAAAGUGCUGAAGGGAUUUUAAAGAGAGAUUGCAUUGCAGCAAAUUUAGUGUAGUUUACUAAUUUUUUUAAAUGCAUGUGGACAAGUCAAACAUAUUAAGAGUA
Messenger RNA from Dreissena polymorpha, 1204 nucleotides. RefSeq names its product putative nuclease HARBI1. The record is from RefSeq and is a predicted model, not a curated record. The transcript is spliced from 2 exons. The coding region runs from base 15 to 692 and encodes 225 amino acids. NCBI's taxonomy places the organism in Eukaryota, Metazoa, Mollusca, Bivalvia, Myida, Dreissenidae.